Bombus pascuorum is the source of this 1240-nucleotide messenger RNA. RefSeq names its product plancitoxin-1 (gene DNaseII). Gene Ontology annotation, molecular function: deoxyribonuclease II activity. The transcript is spliced from 6 exons. The record is from RefSeq and is a predicted model, not a curated record. NCBI's taxonomy places the organism in Eukaryota, Metazoa, Arthropoda, Insecta, Hymenoptera, Apidae. The coding region runs from base 16 to 1164 and encodes 382 amino acids. Gene Ontology annotation, biological process: apoptotic DNA fragmentation.
CAAAACAUCGAGAACAUGAAAGUUAUAUUUUACGUAACUACGUUAGUAAUCGCGAGUAACGUUAUAUGCGGCGACCGAUACAAUAAAUUACAAUGUAAAGAUGAAAAAGAUGAACCAGUGGAUUGGUACGUGCUUUAUAAGUUACCAAAAGUUCACACAAGUAGUAAUCCCAUGAUUAGAGAAGGAAUCGCUUAUCUGUACAUAACGAAUGCAACUAUCGAAACUGGUUGGCAAGUGUCUUCUAGGCCCAUCGGUUCGAACAAUUCCAUCCCUGGAAUUACAUUAGCGCCGCUUUACAAUCAGGAUAACAAGAAUGAAAGCAUAUGGAGUUUAUAUAACGAUAGUCCACCAAAUUCUUCUUAUGUCUGGAGCUUUGGUCACACAAAGGGUGUAGUGAUGGCAAAUAGUGACCAAGGCUUCUGGUUAAUUCACAGCGUUCCAAAUUUCCCUCCAGUUCCUAAAAGUGGUGUGCAAACUCGACGGUCAAAAAAGGGAAAUAUUACUACCGAUGGCAAAUACAGUUAUCCGGUAAGUGGAACGUUCUACGGACAAAGUUUUUUAUGUAUUUCCCUUGGCAGUGAUCAGUUCGAUAUUAUUGGAGAACAAUUAAUGUACAACGAAAUAGCAGUGUAUGCAAAAAAUAUUCCUGAUAUACUUGGUACACAGUACCCAGUAUUGAAAAAUGCGAUCAAUCAGAAACAUAUCAAAACUCCUCCCUACAACCAUAAAGCUGUAAUAAGAUCUCUAAGAACGACUGAAUUCAUUUCGUUUGCCAAGGAUGGAAAAUGGGGUAAAGAUUUAUACGGAGAUUUUGUAGCGCCACAAUUGCAGUCAGAUUUAUAUGUUCAGUCAUGGUUGAAUGGUCCAGGCAAGCUACCCUCAAUUUGUACCCGUAGAAAAAUUCGUCAAUUAUUCAGAAUCUACAACGUUAAAAGCUUUGAAUUCGACGUAGCGAAUGUGAAUUUUGCCAGUAGUCAGGAUCAUUCAAAAUGGGCUAUUACAAACACCAAAAAGUCCGCUAAUCGUUGGGUUUGCAUUGGUGAUAUCAAUAGAGCCGAUACACAGUAUUCUCGAGGCGGUGGAAUCGUAUGUUUCAAGGAGGCUCGUUUGUGGAUUGAUUAUCGUAAUAUUAUAAACGACGUAGAGCCUUGUAAUCAUACCUAAAGACUCUAGCAAGAUACAAUGCGUUCGUUUGCCACUUUUUCCAAUGAAAAUUACAUACCUGAUGAAACAUUAAAAG